AUGAAAAAUUAUGUGAUGCCACUAUCUAACAAAGAAAAGCAAAGGCGCUUUAAAGAAAGGUUAAAACUUGAUCCAGAAAAGUACAACAAGUAUAAAAAGAAAAAGAGAGAAAGUUACCACGCUACAAAAAGACUGGUAUACUGGUACUGUUCAUCAGAUGAUAACGAACCAUUGAGUGUUCUCAAAAACUUAGCUUUGGAAGAUCAACAAAAUAGAGACAGUGAGAUCGAAAUUUCUCAUCUAUGUCAACCACGUGAUAAACCCACAUAUGGAAUUAUUUAUGACUCAGAAGACGAACAGGAAUCAUGUUCUUCAGUACCUACAGGGUCUGGACAAGAACAGCGUGUGGCUUAUUCUCAAGGUGAUUAUUUGUUGGUCAAUGUACAAAACAUGAAAGGCAAACUAUACAGAUAUGUCUGUGUCAUUGAUGAACUGGACGAUGAUGGAGAAAUACGAGUCACGUUUUUGCGGCGCGUAAAUAAUGCAAAAACUUUCCGCCUUGACAAAAACGAUGUUGCCUACAUCAAGCAUGAGGACAUCAUAAAAAAAUUACCACGACCAAAACGUGGUCAGUAUCACUUCCAGUUUACAGAUAAUAUUGAUAUUUUUGAAAUGUAA
Molecule: messenger RNA, 618 nt
Organism: Diatraea saccharalis (sugarcane borer)
Lineage: Eukaryota; Metazoa; Arthropoda; Insecta; Lepidoptera; Crambidae
Source: the annotation of a GenBank genome assembly